CAGAAUCCAACGAUUUCCCGCCAUGUUAACCGUAGCGCCAAGAACCCUAUCUCCUUCACCGUUUCUUCACAUCCCACAAACAAACUCCCAUUUCCUCACCUCUUCAUCCAUUCAUCUCUUCCAAUUUUCACACUCCAACAAAAUACCCCUCAACAAUUGUCUCUCAAACAAUCGCACCGAAAGGGGCUUAGAUUUCGACAUCGGAGACACCUUCUUCCGUCAUGAAAGCGCCACCGGACGCGACUUGGGCGUCCUCGCCGCCGCGCUUUACCGGAAAUCCAAGGGCCGUCUUCGGGUUCUCGACGCAUUGUGCGGUUGUGGGAUCCGAUCGCUUCGGUACUUGGUCGAGUCCGAGGCUGAUUUUGUGUUGGCGAAUGACGCUAAUGAUGAAAAUCGGAGGGUUAUUGUGAAGAAUCUAUCUAGAGUUGCGGAAAAUAUUGGGGACAAUCGGCGGUGGUUGGUUACUAAUUGUGAUGCGAACAGGGUAAUGACGGAGUUUUACUUGAAGAAGGAUUUCUUUGAUUUUAUUGAUGUUGAUUCCUUUGGAAGUGAUUCGUCGUUUCUGAGACCCGCUAUAAAUGCUUUGAAAUUGGAUGGAUUGCUCUAUGUUACGUCGACGGAUGGCUUCUCUUCCGGCGGACAUCGGCCUUCUCAAUCUUUAGCUGCAUACGGAGCAUAUGUGCGUCCCAUGCCAUUUUCAAAUGAAAUUGGUCUGCGGAUGCUUAUAGGUGGGGUUGCACGUGAAGCUUCUGUACUGGGUUUCUAUGCUACUCCACUCUUUUCGUAUUAUUCGUACCAUGGACCUGUUUUCAGAGUCAUGCUACGAAUCAAUCGAGGGAGGAUUCAUAAAAACAGGCAUUAUGGUUUUGUUAGCUAUUGCGAAAAAUGUGGAAAUUCACAAGCUUUUUCAUGGAGUGAGCUUGGACAGAUGAGCUGUCCUUGCAAUGAUUCAAGGGUUUCUGAGUCACUUGUGGUCUCGGGACCUCUUUGGAUUGGACCUCUACACAGUGCAGACUACAUCGAAGACAUAUUAACCUUGGCCAAGCAAUGGGAAUGGAUAGGCAAUGGCCAGGGGAAGGAUCUUGAGAAACUUCUGAGGCAGAUGGUGGAUGAGAGCGACUCCAAACUACCAGUAGGGUACAUCAAAAUGGACGAGGUGGCAAGUCGGGCAAAAGUGAAUUCACCUCCCCUCAGUACCAUGAUGAGCGAGAUGAUCAAGGCUGGAUAUGCUGCUAGUAGGUCUCAUAUUGCCUCAAACGCAAUCAAGACUAACUGUCCUAUGGCAGAGUGCAUCAGAAUUGCUCAACUGCAGCGAAAUUGUCUUGGUGCGCAUCAAGUCACAUGAAUGUUUUAGCGAUAGUUUGUGGUCAUGGAAACUAAACCCUUCAUACGCAGACAAGAACGAAAUGAAACCAAUUUUAUAUGAGCCAGGAUGAGAUCACUGAAGCAGUUGAACUCACGAAAGCUGUGCGGAGCUCAAGCACGGGACUUGAUAAAGAAGCUGCCGCCCAGACUUGUUAGCCACAAUUCUUUAUCUUUACUUCUUAUAGAGCCAUGAUGUGAUGUGAUGUGAUUUGAUAUGAUGUUCUCAUCUUAGGCGCCAAAAUGAAAUAUCAAGCUAGAAAAUGCAGGCCUAUAGUAAAAUUUACCUUCUCAAUUUUUAGUUGAAAAUUGCUGACAAGACUAACUUAAUAUGUAGGAUAUAUUAUGAAAUUCUCAAUUUUUGUGUGCAACAGAAAAAGUAACUCAAUCAUAAAUGGCAUAGUCUGCCUCCUUAGCUUGUAGGUUCAAGAUUUGAUCCCUAUUCCUGUGAUUGUCGUACUAAAGCAAAUUGUAAUUUAACAUAUGAUGUUAUACUCUAAUAUAACAAACUUCUUUGGUUUGUAAUA
Messenger RNA from Cucumis sativus (cucumber), 1889 nucleotides. Its product is annotated as tRNA (guanine(26)-N(2))-dimethyltransferase. Gene Ontology annotation, molecular function: RNA binding. The record is from RefSeq and is a predicted model, not a curated record. Gene Ontology annotation, biological process: tRNA N2-guanine methylation. Bases 23 to 1345 code for a protein of 440 amino acids. NCBI's taxonomy places the organism in Eukaryota, Viridiplantae, Streptophyta, Magnoliopsida, Cucurbitales, Cucurbitaceae. Gene Ontology annotation, cellular component: nucleus. The transcript is spliced from 7 exons.